UCAAGUUAACACUUCCAUUGGGGAUGGGAGAUGGACAGCUCUUUACCUGGACAGAUGGCUUGAAAAGGAAGGACUGGCAUGAUUAUGAAAGCAUUCAAAAAGAUGCUAUGCGUUCAGUGAAAGGUGAACAUGGAAAACCCUACCCGCUUACAGAGGAAGACCAUGAUGAUUCUGCUUACAGGGAAAAUGGCUUCAACAUAUUUGUUAGCAACAACAUAGCACUGGAGCGAUCCCUGCCAGACAUCCGACAUCCUAACUGUAAGCACAAGGUCUACCUGGAAAAGCUACCAAACACGAGCAUCAUUAUUCCAUUCCAUAACGAAGGCUGGACUUCCCUCUUACGCACGAUACACAGUAUCAUCAACCGCACGCCCGACAGCCUCAUAGCAGAAAUCAUUCUUGUGGAUGACUUCAGUGACAGAGUCACGGCGUAUGAAUAUGAAAACGGAUUCUUGCUCUUUAUACAGUUGCUGGAAUGGGUCGCAGUAGCUGAGCGGUUUCACUUUGGAGCGCUCGGUCGUGCAGACUCCUCCUUGGCUCGCUGCGUUGCCCUGGGCAGGCAUCAUGCCGAUGCAUCGGGUCGCCUUCGGAGCGAGCCUGGACACGCAAAAGAUCUUCAGGAUGUGACCCUUGAUGAAUGGGCUGACCUGGACAGCCAUCCCAACACCAGAAAUGUGUGUGGAUUCAUUAGGUCUCCAGCAAUGGACUUGGGCUCAGGAAAACAGAUCAAACAGCUUGAUGAACCUCUUGUGGUCACUAGUGAGCUCUUGAGGAAGAGUAUUAAAAAGCUG
This is a messenger RNA of Tinamus guttatus (white-throated tinamou), 791 nucleotides long. Lineage: Eukaryota; Metazoa; Chordata; Aves; Tinamiformes; Tinamidae. The record is from RefSeq and is a predicted model, not a curated record.